This is a messenger RNA of Leptidea sinapis, 492 nucleotides long. RefSeq lists its product as uncharacterized. Lineage: Eukaryota; Metazoa; Arthropoda; Insecta; Lepidoptera; Pieridae. The record is from RefSeq and is a predicted model, not a curated record. The transcript has a single exon. The coding region runs from base 1 to 492 and encodes 163 amino acids.
AUGCGCGAAUCUAACGUUGAAAUAAACGGGCUCCCUGAACAUCGAUCCGAAAAUCUGUCCACAACUCUUAUAAGCCUUGCUGAAGCUGUUGGAUGCUCUAUUGGAGAUGCUGAUAUUCAACAUGUUACUCGCGUGGCUAAAUUGGACAAAGAAAGUACAAGGCCCCGAGCUGUAAUAGCAAAACUACGAAGUGCUCGUCAACGUGAUACCCUCUUAGCCGCAGUCACAAAGUUCAAUAAAAAUAAAAAGGCUCAUGAAAAGCUAAACUCUGGCCAUUUCGGUGUUUCUGGAAGUGCUCCUCUUGCCCCAAUCUACGUUAGCGAACAUCUUACCCCAGCAAAUAAGUCUUUACAUGCAGCUGCUCGAACAACGGCUAAAGUCUCGGGCUAUAAGUAUGUAUGGGUUCGUAACGGGCGAAUCUAUAUGAGAAAAGACGAAUCGUGCUCCUGCAUUCUAAUCCGCAGUCAUGACACUCUCAAGUCAAUUACUUAG